AAUGGGAUCGCGCAGAGGCCUUGCUCCGCGCUCGAAUGGGCGGGCCUUUGGUUUGCAUUGUAACAGGCUAGGCUGCAGCUCCCCUUUGAACUGGCCACGCAUCGAAACGUCACGUGUCCAGCAGCCUCCUCCGUGGAGCUGGACUCGGCUCGCGGAGAUCGCUACCGCCUCCCCAUACAAACGCACGCGCGCGCGCUGUGUCGGGACCCCGGGUUCUGGUGUGUGUUGGUUUUCCGGACGAAGUAAGGGAACUAACUCGGACUAUAACUGGACCGAGACUUUUCGGUACCGCCCGGACGCGUGGAGCGCGCGGAAGCCCCACUUUUACCGCCCGCUCCGUUCCUCCGGUCUGCACUCCAGGGCUGUGAGCGAGCGAGCGAGCCGCACGGGCUCGCCAGGCUAAAUGGGGUCGUUCGCUGAAGGGGCUUGUUUUCACAGCGCAUUCGGGACUCCGGACUGAAGAGGGGAGCUUUUUCUUUUCUUUCUUUCUUUUUCUCCACACCAGCGACCUUUCCGUGCUGGCUCCGCUUAGACGUGUCAGAAAGUUACGUAAUGGAUUAUUUAAAGUCAUUUAGGAUGAAAAAGGCACCGAGCUGCGGAAACCGGACCUGUAACGUUACCGAGGAAGCUGUCGACGCCGACGGGUCCUGUUUUGGUACGGGCUGCUAGCUGGGUAGCUCAACCGAAGCGCUGGCUUUAAUAAUAAGGAAUAAAUAAAAGCAAGGCGCGAGCGCGAGCGCGUUGGCUCGAUGGAAAGUGUGCUGUUUUCGCUCAGCUAGUUCUUCCUUCUCGUUAAAGUGUUCGAGGCAAAGCUUUAUUUUUACAAUGGCAAGUCCUUCUGCGGAGCAGGGCUGUUUCUCGGACGUGAGAAAGGUGGGUUAUUUAAGGAAACCCAAAAGCAUGCACAAAAGGUUUUUUGUCCUGCGGGCUGCGAGCGCGGCUGGACCUUCCAGGCUGGAGUACUACGAGAACGAGAAGAAAUGGAGACACAAGUCUGGGGCUCCGAAAAGGUCAGUUCCACUCGAGAGCUGCUUCAACAUAAACAAAAGAGCGGAUUCCAAAAACAAAUACCUUGUCGCCCUUUACACCAAGGACGAGUACUUCGCCAUCGCUGCAGACAGCGAGCUGGAGCAGGACGCGUGGUAUCAGGUCCUGGUAGACCUUCAUAACAGAGGUAAGGUCCACGAAAACGCCGGGAGCAACGGAAUUGGGGAGGACAGUUAUGGCGAAACUACACCGGGUCCUGCCUUCAAAGAGGUGUGGCAAGUUAUACUGAAACCAAAGGGACUUGGGCAGACGAAAAACCUGACUGGGGUUUACAGGCUGUGUCUGACCAAUAAGACUUUAGGCUUUGUGAAGCUGAAUUCUGAUGCAGCAGCAGUAGUGCUGCAGUUAAUGAAUAUUCGACGAUGUGGCCACUCUGAAAAUUUCUUCUUCAUAGAAGUUGGGAGGUCGGCGGUGACCGGGCCAGGCGAAUUCUGGAUGCAGGUGGAUGACUCCGUCGUGGCUCAGAACAUGCACGAAACGAUUUUAGAAGCCAUGAAGGCUAUGAGUGAAGAGUUUCGACCCCGUAGCAAAAGCCAGUCCUCCUCAAACUGCUCCAACCCCAUUUCAGUGCCAGUUAGGACGAGGCAUCACCACAACAACCCUCCCCCGAGCCAGGUUGGAUUGGGAAGGCGCUCUAGGGCUGAAAGUGUGACCGCCACAUCUCCUGCAGGCAUGGGCAAACAUAGCCAUUCGUUCAGAGUGAGAGCAUCCAGUGAUGGAGAGGGAACCAUGUCGAGGCCUGCGUCUGUAGACGGGAGCCCUGGAAGCCCUAGCGCAGUGCGACCUCAGUCUCAAAGGCACAGAGGAGGGUCCAGGCUGCAUCCUCCAUUGAACCAUAGCAGGUCCAUCCCCAUGCCCUCAUCACGAUGCUCCCCUUCAGCCAUCAGCCCAGUCAGCCUCUCCUCCAGCAGCACCAGCGGACAUGGAUCUACGUCCGACUGCCUCUUCCCUCGGCGCUCCAGUGCCUCGAUCUCAGGUUCACCUAGUGAUGGGGGCUUCAUCUCCUCUGACGAAUAUGGAUCUAGUCCAUGUGAUUUCCGGAGCUCUUUCCGCAGCGUAACCCCUGACUCACUUGGACAUACGCCUCCAGCCAAAGAGGAGGAACUCAAUAACUACAUUUGCAUGGCCAAACCCGGCUCGCUAACUAGUAAUGGGAGCCAGUCACAGAGUCAAUCCAGAGGUACGCCAUCUCGCCUGGAUGAGCCAGAGUUGGAAAAAUGUUUCAGGAAAAGAACUCAUUCUUCUGGAACAUCACCCCCUACCUUGUGCCACCAGAAAACACCUUCGCAGUCGCCUGCUGCUUCACUGGAUGAAUACACGGUCAUGACACCAGCAUAUUCUAAUAGUCGAUCAGCGUCGUCAUCUUCAUCUACGUAUAGAAACUCAUUCAUGCCCGCCCGCUUGUAUCCAGAAGAAGGUUUGGAAAUGCCACCAACAGAGGGCAGCAGUGGGUUGAGUCACAAGGAUGACGGGUACAUGCCAAUGUCGCCAGGUGUAGCCCCCUCUGUGGUAACAGGAAAGAGUGGUGAUUACAUGCCUAUGAGCCCGAAAAGUGUCUCAGCUCCGCAACAGAUUAUCAACCCACGACAGCACUCAAGAGUAGACUCCAAUGGCUACAUGAUGAUGUCACCGAGUGGUAGCUGUUCACCAGAUGUUUCGACGAACUACGGCAAGAUUUGGACCAAUGGUGUCAACCCUAAGCUUUCAGUUGAGAGCACAGAGGGGAAAGUAUCAUCAUGUGGAGACUACAUAAACAUGUCUCCCGCUAGCUGCUCAACCACCGGAACUCCACCAGACUGCUACUUCAACCCUGUAGAUGAGCCAUCCAGGCCUGCAUAUGCCUACUUCUCCUUGCCCCGCUCUUUCAAACACACCAACAAGAAGCAGGACCAGAGUCCUUUACGCAUGUCACAGGGCGCUAGUCGCCUGGUUUGCGCAGACUCCUCCUCCUCCUCAGCAAGCAGCGACAGCCUAGGUGGUCAGUGCAACUCUCAUCCACCUGCUGUCAGGCCCAAAAGAUCAGAAGUCGACUCUAGACUGGCACGACCAACAAGGCUAUCACUGGAUGCUAACAAAGCCAGUACUCUUCCUCGAAUGCGGGAAAGCCCAUUCCCACCUGAGCCCAAAAGCCCUGGAGAGUAUGUCAACAUUGAGUUUGAUGACAAGGCAUUUUCAGCAAGCUUGGCUUCCCUGUUUUCACCGGUAUUUACUGGCAAUGGAGCUGAUGUCCUGUCAGAACCGCCAUCCUCCGACUACAUGAACAUGCAGCUGGGUUCACGAAGAUUGCUCUCAGACUCUAGAAUACCGAUGGCCUCUUCCUCUUCUGACUACGCAAUCAUUACUCCAUCAGAGACCUCUGCCUCCUCCCACCCUCUGCCUUGUGAAAGCAUUUGUGAACGUGACUACAUCAGCAUGCAGUUAGGUGCCUCUUGUACAGCCUAUACCAAUUCCCAGAUGAUGCUCAUGAAUGCUUCCUUACCAGACUCUGAAGUCCCUCUUUGCUCCGAUUCACCCAAUGAUGACAUCGCAACGCUGCGUGGUGGCCCAGGUAGGCCUGUUCUUAUUGGUCCUCUGACGGGUCUCAGUGCAUUCACUCGGGUGAAUUCCACUCCUGCGCGAGACCAGGGUGCCAAAGUGAUCCGGGCCGACCCUCAAGGCAGGAGACGGCAUAGCUCUGAGACGUUCUCCUCCACACCGACCAGAGGAGCUGUAGGCACUGCAGCGGGCUUUCAAUCGGAAGACGUCAAACGCCAUAGCUCUGCCUCCUUUGAGAAUGUUUGGCUGAAGCCUGCUGAGGUUGCUGCUGCUGCUUCUCCAGCUGCCAGCGCAUCCACUGGACGGAGAGAAACGCUAACAGCUGCCAGCUUGGCCCAUCAGAACCAGAAUGGGCUAAACUACAUUGAUCUGGAUCUGGCACACAACCGAGAGCAGCCUGUUCCAGACUGGAGCUUGUUCCAGGCCCGGCAGGCGGAGCUGGAAGCGACAGGAGGGGCAGAGGAACUCCGCGCCUAUGCUAGUAUAAGCUUCCAGAAAGCUGAUGAGACUAGAGGAAACCUUUCUCAUAGAGAAGAGUAAGAAGCAGCUCUCCAUCAAUUAGAUUGGUUCUUUUUCUUCUUGCCAUAAACUGGACCCGCACACUACACCAAUCCCAUCAACUCGCACCAUGCCGUAACCCGGAACCUCAGUUACAAGUUACCUACAAACUGGACCUCUUUACACAUGUUCUGACCUCACACACUGCAGUUCUCACGACAGCCCUCAGGACCAGGGAGUUGCAUGAAUAAACACCUCAGAGUGGAGGGACUGAUCUAGGAUCUGUUUUCACUAAUAAUCCUUGUUGCACAAUGAAUUGUAUUUAAAUUCAUCGUGUGUUCUGUUGCGGCGGAUCUGCGUCUGCACUUCAGACUUUCAUUUGCUCACUUUGACGUCAAGAUCUGAGAAAAGUUCUGAGCAACGUUCUGAAAGUAUGAAGUGUAGAGGAUGCUUUGUCAUGACGCGAAAGAAGACUGUCCGCACAGCACAAACCAUUCAAAUCAUAUCUCUUCCCCUUCCCAGCACAAUCAUGUAUUCGUUAUCGCUGGCGAUAACCGUGACUUCUUAGGUUUAAUAUCUUAACCAGUACAGUUGUGCACAUGACCAGGUGAUCCUAGAUCAGCACUUUCACUGAAAGAGACCCUUUGUGCAUAUGUCCCCAUGGCUUCACCAUGCAGACCUCAUCCAUCAGCGGGAGUUCUUAUGCAUCACUCUUUAACAUGACGACUGUGUGGACGGACUGCUACAAAACAUCAGGUUUCUGUAAGGUAAAACGAUGGUACACGAUGAUAGUAUGCUACCAGCGGUGCUGCCAUACAUAUGGCUAUGAUAGUAUUUAAUAAUCAAACUGUAUUUAUGUUGCUGGUUGUAGACAGCAGUCAGAAAACGGACAGCAAUGCUUUGGUACAGGGACGCUGCCCGAGUUUGUGUAUUACGGUGUAACGCCUCUGCCGUUGUUUUGUCAUUUGUUGUUGAUGGUACCCAUUCUGUCUGUGUUGAUGCAAUAUAUCCAAAACGCUUCUGCACUUGAGCAUAUACACCAGAUCUCAACCGGCCCCCCAGUUCCUGACUUCAGGGGAUAAGCCACACACACACACACACACACACACACAAAUUCCGUGUUGAAGCACUGUGAUGCAUGAACGACCUCACACUGCCAAACACAUACGUACACACACUGUGAUCCCUGCCCCUUUCAUAUCCGAUUUCAUUAUGGAUUGCUUAUUUCCGAAUUCUCGUAAAUCUCACUCUUUAUGCUGUACAUAUCUUGGUCUCCAGACACCUCAGAGGAGCCAUUGUUUGGGUACUGAAUCGUCUUAUCAUGUCUCCAUACUAGGUACGGUUUCAUAGCUUACAUGUAUUCCGUGUAGAUUUUUGUGUAGCCAUGUUUUGGCCACCUUUGUGUGUCCCCUACGAGGAUUUGAAGUGAACAAGGCCUUACCUGAUCAGAACGAUGUCAUACGAUUGCUAAUAAUAUUAGCAAAAGAGGCGGACCGUAACGGAAUGCUUAACCAAAAAAUGCUAAUUGAAUAAAUGUAAGUUAGUUGUUAGCAGUAGCAUCUAGCCAAGUGAGCGCUACCGGCUUUUGUUAGCAAAAUGCAAACCACAGUUUGAUCCGCUCAAACUCACUAAAGGGGCAGUCGAGUCAAAAAUGGUUAGCGAUAAAUAAAAACGAGCGUCGUGCUGAUUCACGGCUACUAGUCUCCGUUCACCGUUAGCUACGUUAGCGUGUUGGGUGAAGCUCUUUAUUAGAGACCUGUGAAAGAACAGACGGUACUGUUAAAGUUCUGUGAAGCACGAGGAGUCAGCCGAGCGUUCAGCACACUUUCUUCUUUCUACUAAAUGGGUACAGAGGUUUGACUGUAGUUUAGCGUGCUGUUGGUCCAGCAGUCUUCAGCAGUGCUUCAGUUUAUUUAUUUAUGGCACAGCAUUGCCAGCAAAACCAAUAUGUCUGUUUUACAGGUGGCAAUACCAGUCUCUGAUUUACAGUGCAUUGCUGUUAAACCUUGGAAGCCAGUAAAAUUAGUUUUGUUUUUUUUUCCUUUUUAGGUCUUAUUUUAAAUAAAUAAAUUGAUUUCAUUUUAUUUUAUUUUUGCAUAAAAUAUCUUCCUGUGGCUUGAUUGUUGGGGUCAUGUCAACAGGAAUGAAGAGAAAAAUACCGAAAAAAUGUCUCAAAGUGUCACAUUUGCUGCUGAUGGGGGAAAACAUUGAUGAACAAUCUGUAAGUUAUUGAAUAUAGUUAUGCCAUUCAUGUUUUUUUUUGCAUUAAGAACUAUUUAACAUUUCAUGGAUUAUGUUUUAUGCAUUUCUUUUGGCCUUGAGGCUUAAGAUACAGUUGACAGAUGUUUGAAACUGUCUGUUGUUCUUAAGCUUCUGUUUAUUGAUGCAAAGUAAUUGCUUAUAUUAGUAUGUAUAAUCCAGUACUUUGGGUAAAGGGUUUGGUGUGUUUUAAUUAUCAAGACUCGGAAGUCAGUUACCUAACAAAAACCCUUUUCCCAGUGCAGGUGUAGCCUGAUAUGGGAACUUUGUACAUUUGUGUUUUUCCUACAACACAAUAGGCUACAGCAGUGGUGCUCGGUAACCUGAGAGCCUGCUGCCAAAGUGUUUUGUUUUGUUUUUUAAUAAAUGGUGUCUCUCUAGAACCAGACUGAUCAGAUUGCUCUGUCAAGCUGUAAAUGGCCAAACAACCUAACUUGUCUUCCACUGUAUAUAUUGUAUUGUACAAAAAAUUGCUAAUAGACAGAUUUAAUGAAUGAACCGUCUUAAAAGGGUGCGUGGUGAAAUGAUCAUUCAAAAGGAUCAGAUCAUUGUAUGAUUGUUCUGAAGGAAUGUAUGUAUGAACAAACAUGAUCGCCACAUGUACCAAUGUAGGUAAACAACACAAAUGGAUUGUACGCAUACAUAACUGAAUGAAUAAAUGUGUUUUUAAUAAGAAAGCACCAGCAAUGAGGCGAGGGCUGUAUAUUCCCUUCCUCUACCCCUUUUAUUUAGGAGAAUGGUAUUUUUUCUGCAAUCUUGUUCUGUAAUAAAGUAGAAAACUUUAUCUUUUUUGGAA
This is a messenger RNA of Pygocentrus nattereri (red-bellied piranha), 7135 nucleotides long. It is a transcript of the gene irs1, whose product is annotated as insulin receptor substrate 1. Gene Ontology annotation, biological process: insulin receptor signaling pathway. Lineage: Eukaryota; Metazoa; Chordata; Actinopteri; Characiformes; Serrasalmidae. The transcript has 2 exons. The record is from RefSeq and is a predicted model, not a curated record. Gene Ontology annotation, cellular component: plasma membrane; cytosol. Gene Ontology annotation, molecular function: insulin receptor binding; phosphatidylinositol 3-kinase binding. Bases 826 to 4122 code for a protein of 1098 amino acids.